AUGAAAGUUAAUGAAGAAAUUAUUGAAAAAUAUGGAUUAAAAACUAAAAAAAGAUUAAAUAUUUCAGACCAAUUAUGUAUUAACCAAAACAACCCUGAUGAAAAAUCCCGAGAAGUAUCCAAAAUGAGACAAUACUAUUCCAAUGCUGAUUAUACUUUAAUUUCUAUAAAUACUGAACUAGGGGACAUUAGUGAUGUUGAUUUAAUGGAUAUUCUAAAAGUCAUAGUUCGUUCGGAAUGGUUCACCCGUUCUUGA
Messenger RNA from Ambispora gerdemannii, 255 nucleotides. NCBI's taxonomy places the organism in Eukaryota, Fungi, Glomeromycota, Glomeromycetes, Archaeosporales, Ambisporaceae. The record is from the annotation of a GenBank genome assembly.